Messenger RNA from Hippoglossus stenolepis (Pacific halibut), 3354 nucleotides. RefSeq names its product zinc finger, SWIM-type containing 2 (gene zswim2). Lineage: Eukaryota; Metazoa; Chordata; Actinopteri; Pleuronectiformes; Pleuronectidae. Bases 463 to 1992 code for a protein of 509 amino acids. The record is from RefSeq and is a predicted model, not a curated record. The transcript has 10 exons. Gene Ontology annotation, molecular function: ubiquitin protein ligase activity; zinc ion binding.
UGGCUGCAGCAGCUAAAGUUUCCUGAAGGAAAACACGUGAGUUCUCGUGCGUUUUGUAGUUUUUAAAGCUCGGGACGUUGUUUUUACGAGACCGAAGAAGUCACCGCGUGUUUUACGUUCAACUCAGAUCAGGUUGUUACUGUUUGUACACGCUUGGAUCAACCGGAAGCAGCAGAGGAAGAAGGAGAGAGGAAGCGGUGCCCAGGUGAAGCGGAAGUUCACCUGAUGAAUGCUAAGCUAGCGACGCGACGUCACAGUCGAGCUCGCGUCGCUCUCCGGUCUGAACGUGAGAUUCUCUGUGGAUAAACAGCACGAGACCCACACACGGGAACUCGCGGAUGUGUCCAGAUUUUAAUGAAUGUAACCUGAAGCCUGCCCCCAAAAUAAGGGCAUCAGACACCUGAGACCCCCCAUUAUCCCUGGAGGAGGUUGAAGCUCACGUCUUUAUUCUGCAGUGACAGGAUGUUCAAGAAAACCUCCUGGAGGAACACGGUCAGUGACGCAGUGAGUUCCCAUCAGGACCAAGCGCUCAACACAACCAUCUUCCUCCUGAAGUCCUUCGGCCCCACAGGGUUUCUGCUCCGAGAGGAGGGAGACGCCCGACCCUACAAGGUCUGCUUGGGAGACCCACACACGUGCACGUGCGCUGUGUUCACCAAGGAGCAGGAGCCGUGCAAACACAUCUGCUGGGUUUUGUUGCGGAAAUUCAGAAUACCCAGAGAACAUGAAUACUCAUUUCAACACGGACUUGUUGAGAGACAGAUCUCGGAGGUGCUCCACGGUUUACACCAACCCAAAGCCCACCGGAUGGAAAACGAUCCCACCGCCGCUCCCGGGACCUCGAGCCGAGCCGUCCCGGGCCCGGAGCCUGGAAGUGUCUGCCGGAAGCCGAUGGAAGCCCAGGAUGUGUGUCCCAUCUGUCAGGAGGAGCUGCUGGAGAGAAAACUGCCGGUGUCUUACUGCAGGUUCGGUUGUGGCAACAACGUCCACAUCUCGUGCAUGAAGGUGUGGGCAGAUCACCAGAGGCUGAGAGGCCACGAGGAGACGGUGAAGUGUCCUCUGUGCAGGGAGGACUUCAGCUCGGUGAAGUUUCUCCAGGAGCAGGUGAAAAACGCAGCGAAGCUCUUCACGGCUGCAGAGAGAGAGAAGCCGCACAGACACCUGGGAGUUUUCUGUCACGUCUGCCAGAUCUGCCCGAUCACUGGCAAAUGUUUCAAAUGCACAGUCUGCAGUUUCCUGUACCUGUGUGAGGACUGUUCAAAGAGAGGCUGCCACCCACAGCAUCCGUUAGCUUCACGAACAAAAAGAAGAGAUGAGUGGCAUCUUGUGGACCAGAGAGAUGAACCAAAGGGAGACGCCUCUCAGUCAACAAAUGACAGCAUCCUGCAUGUGGCUUCAGACCAUGUUCCAGAAAAUGUGUUGGGAUGUCUUCCGACUGUCCAGGUGAGAUCCGGGUCUCGGUUCUUGGACGAGGGGCAGCAGUGUCGGAUCUGUCUGCAGAGUUUUACCCUGGGCCAGCGCGUCCGAACUCUGCCCUGUCAUCACAAGUUCCACGCGGACUGUGUGGACGAGAUCCUGCGGAAGUCGAACUCCUGUCCUUUGGAUGGAUUUGUCAUUUAUAACCCUUUGACCUGGAGAGCCAGUGAAAAGAAGAGCUCCCAGAAGUCCUCCUGCUCUUCCAGUGGCUUUACCAAACCAGAAGAUGAUUUAAAGGACCUGUUUGUCCCCGGAGUGGCGCUGCUGCACAGGAACGCUUCAUCUGCUCCUUCACGUGAUCCCUCAGAAACUAUCGACCUCCCACACAAGCUAAGUGACCAGUUUGUUGACUCGUCUGUUCAGAAAGGAAAAGGAGUUUUUGCUUCUCAAGACAAGACAGAGAAACUUAAGUCAGAGAAACUUAAGUCAGAGAAACUUAAGACAGAGAAACUUAAGUCAGAGCUAAAGAUGACCGGGGUCUUAAUGAGCUCAUAUCACAGGAAGACAGACAUUUAAAUUUAGCUUCAUAGAUUGUUUCUAAAAACAAAAGCUCCUGAACAACAGUUGGUAUCAAGUAGUUUUAUUAAUUAUAGUGCACAAAAAGACUAAUAACACUACCAUUACUAAACACAAGAGGGGGGAAGAAAGAAACUAAUGUUGAAAGGCUCGACACACGAGGAGCUCACUGGAGAACAGAUCAACACAAACACGUUCAGCGAGGUCACUGUGAAAUGGGAGUGGCAGUCGGGUGGUCGAAACAAAGUGUUCACAAACUGCUCGUGUCCUCGCUGGAGACAAACUGGGAGGAGUCACUGGUGAAGUGUUCGUGUACUGAAAUGAUUUAAGUGCUCGACUUGUUGCUACAGUUAAAAAAUACAAAGCUCAGGGUUGUUUUGUUUUUUUUACACUCCCAUAAAAAGACACUCGGCCUUCAGGCUAAGAUUCAAAUAAAUAAUCCACGUUGAUAACACAAGAAAAGAGAAACACACGUCAGACCGUCGCCGUUUGAUGGAGGAAAAAACGCACAAAUCAAAUCACAGUCACAUGAUACAUAAGAUGUUUGUUUUACUAUUUACAUAGAAAAAAAACACAUGAAACGUGGCUACAGAAUCGAGGCGUAUACAUAGAAAAUGAACUCAGCAUUGAAAAAGUUUUACAGUCGCACCAUGAAGGAAGACUAAAUAUGGCAAAAUUGUUGCUGCACUUUAUUUUUAAUUCAUGAUAAAUAUUGCUAGUGGAACCUUUUUUUCUCGUAUUCAUAUUUUUAUCCUAAACUUUAUUACAAAUGGGCGAUGACAUCACUUUUAUUUGUUGUAAUUGUAAUAUUUACACUGUGAAGAUUUGUUUUCUUUUAAGUUUCUGGGAUUGUUGUGUGUUACAAGUGGGUUCAGGUUAAAAAAAGUUAUUAAAAAUGUAUUAAAACCAAGCAAGUAGUGAAUAAGUAAUAGUGAACAACAAUGAAAUAUUGACCUGAUGGUGGCGCUACAUGGAAAGUAAAGGAUCAUCAAAAAAAAGGAAGUUUAAUAAUCUGAAUUUUAGGCCUUAAAAAGUCCAGAUACGUCUCAAUAUGUCUUAAUUAUGUUAACGUUCAUUUAACGCUUCUUCCAUCGCACUUUAAAAUGACUCGUGUUGGAGACAUGCAGGUUUUGUAAUGUCUCUGUGUUGUAGUUCUUUUUUAACGAUAAAUUUUACGUAUUGAAAUCUGUAGAAACCCUAAGAAAAGAUUAAUUUAUAGGACAAGUAUAUGUGAACUAACUUUCGUGGUGAUUUUGCAGAGACGAGCAGCUAAAAUCUGAUGACAAUCCAUUUAAUAGUUGUAAUUACAUGUUCAGUGUCACUAUUUUUAAACCUUCAUUUUAAAAAAUACAUUAAAAACCA